AUGCUGGAUUCUUCAUCAAGUGAAGAAGAGGACGGUGUAAGUGGAUUUACAAAUUAUGGAAAUAAAUCCACUGUGACAAAUGUUGCUGUUUGUAACAAAGUUCCUGUUCAAUCGAAUAUAUCUCUUACAACUAGUCGUUUACCAGUGGAUAAUGUUGGGGGAGGACAACGAAAUGUACAGUCUAGGUCUGUACGUGCUACUUCCAAUGAUAUCACCACUACAUGUGGACGCCAAAAUUCAGUUUCACCUCAUCAGAUUGAUAGCAGCGAUCAUAGUCAAUCUCCUCAUUCUAAACAACGCUACACAUCAGGAUCAAAAGAUCUAAUCAUUUCUAGUCAACAAGGUCGACCACCUCGUCAGUGGAAAAAUGAAACAUUUUCACGCAGUGGUUACAGUCAAGAGUCUCAGCAGCAUACUUAUAAAAGUAUGCAAGAAGAUGAUGAAAUAUCAAUGUCGUCGAUGAGUUUAAAUAUUCAUUCACCAUUACCACCACCAUCACAACAACAACAACAACAACAUCAACAAUCACAACUUUUAAAACAUAAUACUAUGGAACGAUAUGUUGGUGGAAGACAUGGAAGUAGCUCGUACAGUGUGAAUAGUACAAAUAGUGCUCCUAAUGCAGAAUCUACAGAAUCUCAUCCAGAAAAGUAUCAAAGUCGAAACCCAUCGUUAGUAUCACAAAGUCAAGAUUUAGGUAGUGUAAGUAAUCAACCCGUUAUUAUGCUAAGAGAUCCUGCUGCGUUAGAGCAAGAAAAACUUGAACGUGAAGAACAAGAAAGACGUAAAGCUCUACAAUUAUAUGUUUUUGUAAUGCGUUGCAUAGCAUAUCCAUUUUACUCCAAACCACCAACUGAUUUAAUACGUCGUUAUUUGAAAAUAACUAAACAACAACUAAACACAUUUAAAGAACGUUUUCAAGCAUUUCUUAGUGGUGAAUUAGAUGUUGUAGGUGAUGAAGCGUUUACAAAUGCUGUACAAAGUUAUUAUGAGGGAUUUCUACGCAGUGAUCGUGUUGCUAGUAUGGUUCGUGGUGGUGGUUGUUCAAUGCAUGAUUUUCGUGAAGUAUUCCGAUUGAGUGGUGAACAUCGUGUACAGUUUUUACCAGAAAUUGAAGGUUUAAAUAAAGCUAAUGUUGUCAGUGCGUGGAUGGUAAAAUUUGAUCAAAUAUGUCGUGGCGGUGCUGGACCAUCUACAGUUUUACAAAAAUUACAAGUUCCUCAACCUGAAUUAGUAAUGACGAAAGAACAAUUAUAUGAAUUGUUUCAAGCUACAUUAGGAGUAAAAAAAUACGAACAUCAAAUUCUCUACAAUGCACUACAAUUAGACAAUGCUGAUGAACAAGCUGCUCAAGUUCGUCGUGAAUUAGAUGGCCAAUUGCAAGCUGUUGAAGAGUUAUCUAGAAGUCGUCAGUUCCCUCGUUUGGUUGUCAAAGAUAUGGAAACUUUAUAUGCAGAUGAACUGCGUAAAAUGGUCGGUGAAUUGAUGCUUCGACUAGAGUCUGUACCUGUGACCAGAGGUUCCAGUAGUUUUCAGAAAUUUAAAAAAGUUAGCCGAUCACAAACUUCUAGCACAAAUUUAGCAAGUCUUCCUCAUAAAGAACAUAAUGAUGAGAUCAAUGAAUCAAAUUUCAAGAACAAAUUGGACAUACAGUUAAAUUUUUCAGUUGAGAUUAUUGUUGGUCAAGUGAAGAAUUUAAAAUAUUUACCAACUAAUAAAAUGGUUUAUUGUACCAUGGAGGUUGAAGGUGGUGCUCGAUUACAGACUGAUUUAGCUGAAGCUGGAAAACCUGUAUGGGGUACACAGGGUGAUUUUACCACAAAUCAACCUCUUCCUACAGUCAAGGUAAAAUUGUAUGCUGAAAGUUCUGGACUUUUAUCACUUGAAAGUGGUAAAGAAUUGGGUCGUGUUAUCUUAAAUCCUACAUGCAAUGGCAAUCGUCAACCGGAAUGGUAUAAAUUACAAACUUCUAAAAAUGUACCUGAUGACUUACAGCUACAGCUUACAUUACGUAUGGAGAAACCGAAUAAUCUAAAACAUUGUGGUUAUUUGUAUGCAUUAGGUCGGACAGCAUUUCGAAAAUGGAGACGGCGCUAUAUUUGCCUUAUACAAGUUUCACAGUAUAUGUUUAUUAUGGCAUCAUACAAAGAUCAUAAAUCGGAUCCUACAGAGAUUAUGCAAUUGGAAGGAUUCACAGUUGAUUUCUGUGAUGUUCAAGUUGAUUUAGCAGCUACUGGUGGAAAAUAUUUUUUUAAUUUAGUCAAAGAAGGUGAUAGUGUAAUGUUUGCAACAGACGAUGAAAAUGAACGUCAAUUAUGGAUACAAGCAAUUUAUCGUGCUACUGGUCAAACACAUAAACCUGUACCGCCGUCCAAAAAUAUUACUGGUAGUAGCAAUAGCAACUUGCAAAAUGUUAAUCUUAUUUCUGGUAAUAAGUCAUCAACUGCUUCAACAUUAACUUCUCGUGGCAAUACUUCAAGUAUAGGGAGUAGAGCUCAAGGAGAUGUGGAUCGUGCACGUAAACAUGGUCUUGAUGAAUUUGUCAGUAUUGAACCAUGGAAGGUGAAUCAUGCUGAAUUAUUUGCUUUGUUACAAUCAAAGUCAUUAGAUUAUCGUAUGAAAGAUUCAUAUGUAUCACUUGGUUGGUUUAGUCCAAGUCAAAUGUUUAUACUCGAUGAAUAUUGUGCACGUUAUGGUGUACGCGGUUGUCAUAGGCAUUUAUGGUAUUUAAAUGAUUUACUUGAUCGAGCUGAACAAGGCAUAAUUAUAGAUCCAGCGAUUAUACAUUAUUCUUACGCAUUUUGUUGUUGCCAUGUAUUCGGUAAUACACAAGAUACAAAUAUUCGGACUGUUUUAGUUGAUGAACGUCAAAUGUUCAUGGGGAUACGUCAACGGCUUUAUGCUCUUUUAGAAAAACAAAUUACAGAAUUUCGUUAUUAUUUCCCUUUUGGUCGUCCAGAAGGUGCAUUAAAAUUAACUUUGGGAUUGUUAGAAAGAGUCCUCAUGAAAGAUACCGGUGCCCCAGCUUCAGCUGAUGAAGUACGUGAAGUGAUAAGACGAUGUUUGGAACAGGCUGCCUUGGUGAAUUAUGCUCGUAUAUCCGAAUAUGCAGCUAUUGAAAGCGGUCGAGACAAAGGUGGUGAACAGUCCCAAACUACCAGUAAAACUUUGGCUGAUCUUAUUCACUUAGGGGAAUUGUGCAUAGAGGUACUGCGUCAGAAUGAAGAACACCAUGCAGAGGCAUUUUCAUGGUUUCAAGAUUUAUUAACUGAACAUGCAGAAUUGUUUUGGAAUUUUUUCUCAGCCGAUAUGGUCAGUGUAUUAGAAACAAUGCCACCAGAUUGUUGGGAUAGUUUUCCAUUAUUUCAACUAUUAAAUGAUUAUCUGAAUUCAGAAGCUUCAUUAAAAUCCGGAAAAUUUCACCAACAACUUACGCAAAUAUAUGCACCCUUGGUUGUACGUUAUGUUGAUCUUAUGGAAGCUUCAAUUGCUCAGUCAAUUAGUGGUGGUGUUGAUGGACAGUCAAACAUUCAAAAUGGUAUAAAUAGUCCUGAUUCAUCUGCUUCUGGUACAACAUCUACCAGUACAGGAUUUGCAGCAUCAGCCCUUGAAACCGUCGGUGCUCUAGGCAAUGUAGGCUCAUUGGUGAGUGCAGCUGCGGCUGGUGCAGCUAAUGCUGCAAAUGUUGCAAGUCGUACAGGUGGUUUAAUGGCAGCUGCCACCGCAGCAGCCAAUGCUGCAACACAAGCUGCCACAAAUCCAGCAUCUAUCGGAACAACAGCUUGCAUACCAGUUACUUCAAGUGAAUUAUUAUGGAAAUUAGAAGCUUUGCAAAAUUUUAUUCGAGAAUUACAUUGGCCUGAUACAGCAUUUGCUGAACAUAUGGAUAAUCGACUAAAAAUGAUGGCUGCAGAUAUGAUCGAUGCAGCAGCUCAACGUAAUUUGAAUUGUUUUGAUUCAUGGUUGAAACGUUCAUCGAAAGGCACAGAUUUUAUACUACCUAAUGAAUGUUGUAAUAUGAUCAAUACUGUCAUUGAACUGAAAGCAAGUAUAUUGAAAUUAUGUACAAAGGAUACUAAAGGGGAAGAUAUGCAUGAAUACCAAAAUCAAACAGAAACUAACCUGGAACGUGUACAACGAAAAAUGGCAAUACUAUUAAAUGAUAAAAUGGGCAAAAUAUUAGAAGGGAAUUUAAUGAAACUAGCUCGUUAUGAUGUAAAUACUUUACUUUCAUCAGUACUGUCAUUAACUAAACCUACGGAUGAAAUUGGCAAGGCAUAUGUUGAAUUUCUUCGAGUCAAUUUAGAACAAAUGCGACAAAAGGUCUCAGAUGAACUGUACAUUUUGUCAAUUAUGGAAACAUGGUAUAUGACACAAACGAGAAUGAUCAAUGAUUGGCUUAUUGAACGUAAAGGAAAUGCUUUAAGUCCUUAUCAAUUCACAUGUCUUUCUACCAUUAUAAAAAAAAUGUAUUCCGAUUUUGAACUUCAAGGUAUAAGCCCAGAUGCAUUGGAUACAAUGGCUUACAAAACAAUUAUGCAAAGACUUCAAAUGGAAGAAACUGCUCAGGCUGUUCGACCUGAUUUAGGAAGUAGUCCAACGCGAUCGAUACUUGGCACAAUAACAGGCAGCCUAAGUGGCAUUCCGAAACCAGGAUUCUUUAGUAAAAUGUAAUAGUUGAAGGAGACAAAACAAUAAAACACUGUCAUCUCCUCCUUCAGUUCACAUACACGUGUACUAAUCUUCAUAGACCGUUGUGAAUUGUUAUUUUCCUUUCUUUCAUUACUUACAAUUUUUGCCAACCAUUUAUAUGUGUAUGUAUAUCCAUAUAAAGCGAAAAACAAACUUGACGUACAGAAUUUUCACUCACCGUAUACAAUAAAUUUUUUACAGUAAAUAGAUCUUUGGAAAAUAGUUUAUCAUAAAGGGACACUACAAAAGCAAAGGAUUAUAAUUUUUCCAGUACUUUGAUGAAUUCGCAAUAAACUGUUUUUCUCGGGAAACAAAAUAAUAUUGGGAUUUGAUCAGUCUACAAUUAUCAACAGAACUGUAGAAAGUACGGCAUAGAUUAGACACAUUCACACUACUUGCUUGAUUUUUAUUUCAAAAUAAACAAUAUCUUACUUUUAAUUCAUCGUUGAUUCUAUUCUCACUACCUGUUUAAACAACAGCAUCAAUACACUUCAUGUACUAUUUUGGGUGUAUAUGAUUCAAAAUAAUCUUACGAAGUGCUUUUAUCAACAGAAUUCUCUGGUAUUUACAGCGGUGGCAACAAUUGACGACGACAGGAAUGAAAAGCAGAUUGUAACAUUAAUUACUACUAAUCUGUCUUGUGUAAAUUUGUACCCUCCCUCUAUCCCAACAAUAUUCACUGUAGCCUUGUAUAAAGAAUUAUCAGAACAAACAUCAACCAGUUAACAGAAACGAAACUGGACUUUAUUCAGUCAAUAUUAGAUAUAGAUAAUCCUUUAUCAUUUUCUCUUUCAUGAUUCAGUAUUUUUUUGCAGAG
Molecule: messenger RNA, 5509 nt
Organism: Schistosoma turkestanicum
Lineage: Eukaryota; Metazoa; Platyhelminthes; Trematoda; Strigeidida; Schistosomatidae
Source: the annotation of a GenBank genome assembly